UCGUGUCACGAUGAAAGCGCCAACACAGGCGACGCAGACCCCAAAUCAAGGAGAUUUAUGAUCACCGUUGGUGGAAAGCAGAUGCCGUACGGCGAGGUGACAUCUACUAUCCUGAAUACAAUGAUGCAAUCCGAGAGAGAAGAAUACAUACGGAUAGGAAGACAGGUAUAUACCGAGCUUGUAUUUGAUUAG
This is a messenger RNA of Protopolystoma xenopodis, 192 nucleotides long. The record is from the annotation of a GenBank genome assembly. Lineage: Eukaryota; Metazoa; Platyhelminthes; Monogenea; Polystomatidea; Polystomatidae.